CGUGGUCCUCUGCCUUCCCUCCCAGUCGACACCCAAGCCCCGACACGGAAGCACGUUCGUUUUCCCAGCGUGCCGUCGUCGGUGUGCGUGUUUCGCGAGCGCGUUGUGUGUGCGCGAGUCACUGCGAUGACCGUCAGUGAGCGAGGUGAUCAUGUAAGCGUGCGGCGUGCCGGGCGGCGUGCCGGGGGCCCCUAGAGGGACCCUCGCCAUGCAUGUGCCGGACACGGGCACGGCAGGCGCGGGCGUCGCCGCCGCCUCCAAGCUGUACGCGGACUGCUCCCCCGCGCUGUGCCGGUCCGUGUCCGCGGUGGACAGCGGCUACAACGACCGCGACUUCGACGACGAUGGCGCCAGCAGCGUCUUCAGCGACUCGAGCUGCAGCAUCGUGUCCGAGGCCAAGGACCUGGUGCACCGCGCCAACGACAAUGCCGCCACCGUGGCCUUCGAGGGCAACAUCGUGGUGGAGAACUCGACCCAGGUGCAGUUCGGCAACAACACGCACUACCACGGCCCCGUCACCGUGCUGCUCAACUCCAACAAGUGCAUCACGAACGGUUCCGUCGCUCCGGCGACCCCGGAGAUCCUGUCCUCCGCCAUGCAGGACGCGGCCCUGCCCGCCCAGCGGGCCCCAGAGCCCGCGUCCCCGCCGACGGCCAACGCCGAUGUCCCUCCGAAGGCCGCCGCCAAGCAGGGACCGGGCCGAGUGCUGUCGCUGCUGUCGCUGUCCAGGCGGCGCUGCGUCGCGCUGACCGCGGCCACGUCGGCCACCCUCGUCGUCGUGGUGCUGCUGUGCGUCUUGCUGCCCGCCGGCAAGCUCGGCGGUCCAAAGAUCGCUCCGGUGGCCCUCCCGAACGGCCUCACCCUGGUGCAGAGGCACGAGUGGCUGGCGCAGCCCGCCAAGCCCGGCGUGGACCCCGUCACCGCCUCCCCCGUGCAGUACGUCAUCCUGCACCACUCCGCCACCGACACUUGCUACAGCUUCCCCGAGUGCGUCCUCAGGAUCCGCUACCUCCAGACGUUCCACAUGGAGAGCAAGAACUGGUCGGACAUCGCGUACAACUUCCUGGUGGGCGGCGACGGCUACGUGUACGUGGGCCGCGGCUGGGACAAGGCCGGCGCGCACACCCUCAACUGGAACCACCGGUCCGUGGGCAUCAGCCUGGUGGGCACCUUCUCCUACCAGAAGCCCACCAUGGAGCAGAUGCGCGCCGUGUUCAAGCUCAUCGGCUACGGCGUCGAGCUCAACAAGGUGGUGCCCGACUACAAGCUGGCCGCGGUGUGCCAGUUCAGGAGCACCGAGAGCCCCGGCAAGUUCGUGCUGGACGAGAUGAGGAAGUCGGACCACUGGUGGAACUACACGGUGGGGGACUCGUACUGCAAGUGAUGUGCCAUCCAUCGGGCGCUCCAAUCAACAGUGCCGGAUCCAGAGUCGGCCUAAGGGGGCGGUGCGGCCAAGCGGUUCUUUUUGCCUACUUACAGGGGCAAGGUGUUGCUUUUUGCCUGCCUUUCAGGCUGCCAUGAAGGGGCUCCCCAUUUUUUGGAUCCGCGCUUGCCAAUGAAUGGCCUGCUUCCGGCAUGACGUCCACUGUGACUUAUUUAAGGACUCGACACUCCAGGCUGUGAUAUUCAUAGUUUCGAAGAAGGAAAAGACUGCAGCUCGCAUGAGCAGUGUGACAAAGAUGCGGACACAUGGGUCGAGGAAUACUCAAAAUCCCCAACGGCCUCUAUCUCUGUAUGUGCGAGAAGUGGAAGGAAGUCUUGCCCUGAAUCCCGUUGCAGAGAUAAAUGACUACAAUCGCAUUGAUACAAAUUGUAAUUCAAUAGACGACUUGAGCUAGGCGAAAGAGGAGGAAGAAAAUACCUUCCCGAACAUGGCGGCCGGCCGCCGUCGGCUGCUAGGACCAAUGAGGGGCCGGCCGCCAUGUUCGGGAAGGUAUUUUCUUCUUCUUCUUGCGCCUAGCUCAAGUCGUCUAUUUCCCUGUAAAUUUAUCAAUUUUUUCGUGUAUCUUUUUUUUAAAAAAUAUUUGUACACAAUAAAUACCAAUAAAUGAGUCGACUCGAA
Molecule: messenger RNA, 2062 nt
Organism: Thrips palmi
Lineage: Eukaryota; Metazoa; Arthropoda; Insecta; Thysanoptera; Thripidae
Product: peptidoglycan-recognition protein LE-like
Exons: 4
Coding region: 209-1384 (391 amino acids)
Biological process (GO): peptidoglycan catabolic process
Molecular function (GO): N-acetylmuramoyl-L-alanine amidase activity; zinc ion binding
Source: RefSeq, a predicted model, not a curated record